Molecule: messenger RNA, 2524 nt
Organism: Sebastes umbrosus (honeycomb rockfish)
Lineage: Eukaryota; Metazoa; Chordata; Actinopteri; Perciformes; Sebastidae
Gene: timp2b
Product: TIMP metallopeptidase inhibitor 2b
Exons: 5
Coding region: 196-855 (219 amino acids)
Biological process (GO): negative regulation of membrane protein ectodomain proteolysis; negative regulation of endopeptidase activity
Cellular component (GO): extracellular matrix
Molecular function (GO): metalloendopeptidase inhibitor activity; protease binding
Source: RefSeq, a predicted model, not a curated record
GGUAGUGGAAAACAGAUUUUGAAGGAGCAACAGGAAUGAACUCUCUCUCAUGCUCUCUGCAUCUCACACUCUGACAAGUGGACCAUCUGUUAUUCACUUUGAAGCUUUGGACAUUUUCCUGCCUCAUCUCCUUUAAGUUUUUAUUUUUUAAAUUUUUUUUAUCUCUCCCCUAUCUCUUUAAAUUAAUUUUUCAAGAUGAGUUGGACGGCGAACAGUUGUUUAGUCACCCUGGCCAUCCUGUUUCUGUGGCGAGUGGAAGAAAUAGCAGAAGCCUGCAGCUGCGCCCCUGUGCAUCCUCAGCAGGCCUACUGCUCCUCAGAUGUUGUUAUCAGGGCGAAGGUAGUUGGAGAGGAGAAGGUUGACGUUGGCAACGACAUCUACGGAAACCCCAUCAAGAGUCUCAAGUACGAGAUCAAACAGAUCAAGAUGUUCAAAGGUCCCACCCAGGAUAUUGAUGCCAUCUACACUGCUCCCAUCUCCUCACUGUGUGGAGCGACUCUGGAGAGUAACGGCAAGGAGUAUCUUAUCGCAGGCAAGAUAGAGGCCGAUGGGAAGAUGCAUAUCACACUGUGUGACUUCAUCGAGCCCUGGGAGGCCAUGAGCGCCACCCAGAAGAAGAGCCUGACUCAGCGCUAUGAAAUGGGCUGUGGUUGCAAGAUCACCCCCUGCAUCUCCAUCCCCUGCAUGAUCAGCAGCCCGGCGGAGUGCCUGUGGACGGACUUGGUGAUUGAGAAGAAGGUCAGCGGAGCGCAGGCCAAACACUUUGCUUGUAUCAAGAGGAGUGAUGACUCUUGUGCCUGGUACAGAGGGGCGGCGCUGCCAAAACAGGAUUUCCUGGACAUCCAAGACCCUUAACUCCACCACUGUCCAAUAGUCUGAGGAUGUCUAAGAUAUACAUAGAUACCAAAAACACAGUCAAAUUCUUUUUUGUUUUCUUGUUAAAAAAGCGAUAGGGUGUGUGUUCUGUGGUGAGGUUGUUUUUAUUUACAGGAUUCAUUAUGUUUUUUAUGAAUUCAGCACUUUCAGACCGCUAAAUCCAAAGCACUUCCUCAUAAACCACUUCUCCCUCAGCUGAAAUAAAGGGAUCAUCAUCACAAUUCAGUAUUUUUUUUUGUUCUUGAGCUAUUAAUUUACCUUUUAAAACAAAGGUAUUGUUUUAAAGGGGACCUAUUAUGCGUUUGUGCUUUUUCCUUUAGUGUGUUUAAUUGUUCAUGUAAAAGCUCUGCAAAGUUACAAAGCCCAAAAUCCAGGCCAAAGGGAGUUACUCUCCCCCACAGAAACUCUGCUCCUGAAACUGCCUGAAACACCUUGCUUUCAGUCUUUUCUUACGUAACGUGGUGAUGUCACUAAGUAACACAUUUGCAUAAUACCUGCCUAGAUUGGCACGCCCUCAUGCGAAGCUAGUUAGAGCGGAGUCUGAAGAGUUUGGUUCAGUUGACCAAUCACAACAGAGUGGGCCAGCUGACCAAUCAGAGCAGACUGGGCUUUUCGGGAGGGGGAGGGGUUUAAACAGAGCGUUUCAGACAGAGGGUGAAAAGAGGUGCUUCAGCACAGCCUGUAUGAGUAAAGUAAAGCGUUUUUUGAACAUUAAAGCAUGUAAACAUGUUCUAGUAGAAACCCCAAAUAAAAGUAUGCGCCUGAAAAUGAGCAAAAUAGGUCCUCUUUAAAGUGAACUAUAAUAUUAUAAUGAAACACAUACACACCUAUAACUCAAAGUGCAACAAUUCUGUGAAUCUGUGUGUUCAAGAAUAACAUUAACUGGCGCCCUGAUUUGUGACAGCAGAGCUACCACAAGGAAUGAGUGCCACCUCUUGCCCGUCCUUCUUCAGAUUCUUUCUUGUACCGAGUAUGCAGAAACUCUUCCCCUCUUUUUGUUUUUAAAAAGGUGUGGCAAACCUGUUUCGAGUAGUGCUUUUGCUUAUUGUUUUCUUUAAAUAAUCCUGAAUAGACAAGAAUGCACUUUGAACACAUUUGUCACAGCAGUCAUAUCGUCUUUAAUGAAAAAUGUCUGAAAAAGAGGAUUGAAUCCUCCAUUUUUGUAUGUUUUUAUAUUACAGCUCUUCUCUAUGUAAUGCUUUAGUGUAAGAGCAUAUUUUAUUUAAUAUAUAAUUCAUCAUAUUCUGUUGAAAAACAAAAGCCAGCAUUUUGAUUUUUUGUGACAAGUGACGCCAUUGGUAUUGUAUAAAGAGAAGACCAAAUAUUUUAACAGCAUUAGCGACAUACAUGUGCGUUAAAGGUCAAAUUGUAGGCCUAAAUGAUAAACUGUCUCGUGCUUUAGGACAGUGGGUUAAGAAACACAUUGUAACCAAUCAUCCAUUUACUUUGAUAUGACCAUAAAAGUGUUGAGCAAUGUGAUUUUAAUAAUAAUAAUAUGAGUGUGAAAAGAUUCUUCAUUUGAACCUCUAGUCCAGUGUGAUGUCUUGUGCUGGUUUCACAUGAAAUGUUUGAGAUGAUUUGUGCAUGCAUGUCCAGCUGAAACAAUACUGUACAUUUUGACUAUUAUAUUAUUAAAUGCCAAACCCUA